GUUUUAACCAAAAUUCAAUACUGACACAUAUCAUUUAAUAAUACUACCAAAACAAAACACAUGUGAAUCCAUCCAUAAUAUAUACCAUAAUUUGAUUAAUACAACAAUGAUUUUGUCUACAUUUAGCCAUUUUAUUAAAUGCUAGUUGCUAUAUUAGCUAUUUUUUCCUUAAUAUCAUAAAAACAAUUUUUUUGGUCGCACGUAUUAACAUUUUUUUUCCUAUAUAAUUCAUGAAUGAUUAAACCCAAGAUCCUCACUCGUUGGUCCUUAGUCUUCGACCUCCUUUAAUCUCUCCAUCUCUUUCUCUUAAGAUGGCAAAAGACAAAGAUAUAACGGAGACGCUUCUCACUGCGGCGGAAGAACGUUCUGAUCUUCCUUUCUUAUCCGUCGACGAUAUUCCUCCGAUCACCACCGUCGGUGGCUUCGUUAGGGAAUUCAACGUGGAAACCAAAAAGCUAUGGUACUUGGCCGGUCCCGCCAUUUUCACAUCCGUGAACCAAUAUUCUCUCGGCGCUAUUACUCAGGUCUUCGCCGGUCACAUCAGCACCAUCGCUCUUGCCGCUGUCUCCGUCGAAAACUCCGUCGUUGCCGGCUUCUCAUUCGGCAUCAUGCUUGGAAUGGGAAGUGCGUUAGAAACGCUAUGUGGACAAGCGUUUGGAGCAGGAAAAUUGUCAAUGCUUGGCGUUUACUUGCAACGAUCAUGGGUGAUACUAAACGUGACUGCUCUUAUCCUCUCUCUCCUUUACAUUUUCGCCGCCCCUAUCCUCGCGUCCAUUGGUCAAACGGCGGCAAUCUCUAGCGCGGCCGGAAUAUUUUCCAUCUACAUGAUCCCUCAAAUCUUUGCCUACGCCAUCAAUUUUCCAACCGCUAAAUUUUUGCAAUCGCAAAGCAAGAUAAUGGUCAUGGCCGUGAUAUCGGCUGUUGCACUUGUUAUACACGUGCCUCUCACGUGGUUUGUCAUUGUGAAGCUCCAGUGGGGUAUGCCAGGUCUAGCCGUAGUGCUUAACGCGUCGUGGUGCUUCAUUGACAUGGCUCAGCUUGUGUACAUAUUUAGUGGUACGUGUGGUGAGGCUUGGUCUGGUUUCUCGUGGGAGGCUUUUCAUAAUUUGUGGAGUUUCGUUAGAUUAUCUUUGGCUUCUGCUGUUAUGCUCUGUUUGGAGGUUUGGUAUUUUAUGGCAAUCAUAUUAUUUGCUGGAUAUUUGAAGAAUGCUGAAAUCUCUGUAGCUGCCCUCUCCAUCUGCAUGAAUAUUUUGGGAUGGACUGCUAUGAUUGCUAUUGGGAUGAACACAGCCGUAAGUGUGAGAGUGUCUAAUGAAUUAGGAGCUAACCAUCCAAGAACCGCGAAAUUCUCACUACUUGUGGCAGUGAUAACAUCGACGCUAAUCGGAUUCAUUGUAUCAAUGAUUCUACUCAUCUUUAGAGAUCAAUAUCCAUCACUUUUUGUGAAAGACGAAAAAGUCAUCAUUCUUGUUAAAGAACUCACACCAAUACUUGCACUUUCCAUUGUCAUCAACAAUGUCCAACCUGUCUUAUCAGGUGUGGCUGUGGGAGCUGGAUGGCAAGCAGUGGUGGCCUACGUUAACAUCGCCUGCUAUUACGUGUUUGGAAUCCCAUUUGGUCUAUUAUUGGGGUACAAGCUUAACUAUGGUGUAAUGGGAAUCUGGUGUGGAAUGUUGACGGGGACCGUGGUUCAGACAAUAGUUUUAACAUGGAUGAUCUGCAAAACAAAUUGGGACACAGAGGCUUCAAUGGCUGAGGAUAGGAUAAGAGAAUGGGGAGGAGAAGUAUCAGAAAUAAAGCAACUCAUAAACUAAAAGACAUCAUAGUAUUCAAAGAAACGAUCUGCCCCACCCUUUGUAUUUGGUCACAAUAGGUCUUCGUUUUGGUUAUUAUAAGUCUUUGAUAGAGUUUCUCUAAAUUACAUUAGCUCCUAUUUCUUUUUUUUUUUUCUUUUUUAAUGCGCUUAAUAGAAUAAUUCGGCUCAAGAAAACAAACAUUUUGAUGCAAUUUUAAUUAAAUAAAAAAAAAGAGGAAUUUUGUAGA
This is a messenger RNA of Arabidopsis thaliana (thale cress), 2043 nucleotides long. RefSeq names its product MATE efflux family protein. Lineage: Eukaryota; Viridiplantae; Streptophyta; Magnoliopsida; Brassicales; Brassicaceae. The record is from RefSeq and is marked reviewed. Bases 312 to 1814 code for a protein of 500 amino acids. The transcript is spliced from 8 exons. Gene Ontology annotation, molecular function: antiporter activity; xenobiotic transmembrane transporter activity. Gene Ontology annotation, biological process: transmembrane transport; xenobiotic detoxification by transmembrane export across the plasma membrane. Gene Ontology annotation, cellular component: membrane; vacuolar membrane.